Messenger RNA from Prosopis cineraria, 3487 nucleotides. RefSeq names its product pentatricopeptide repeat-containing protein At3g54980, mitochondrial-like. Lineage: Eukaryota; Viridiplantae; Streptophyta; Magnoliopsida; Fabales; Fabaceae. The transcript has a single exon. Gene Ontology annotation, molecular function: protein binding. Bases 216 to 2774 code for a protein of 852 amino acids. The record is from RefSeq and is a predicted model, not a curated record.
CGACGACCAGAGGUUCUCCCAUCGGCAGCGCCGCCGGCGACCCUGAAAGCGGCUUCUUCCUUUGAAAACGUUACCCUAGCAGACCGUUCUCCUGCCUUCCUCCUCGCGCCAGAGCCUCAUCUUCAGGGUGUGAAGGUUCAGAUACCUCAAGCUAUGAGGUCAAAGUUUUGAACUUAAAUUUCCUUCAUAUUCAUGCUUUGUGAAUCUUCUGUGCAAUGAGAUCGGUAUCUUCCAUCAAUUUCUCUUUAUUCCAUCGACACAGACUCUGCAAUUUCCUGUCCUCAAAACAAUUAUCUGAGGCUGAUUUAAGCAACCACUUUUCUGAAAAAUUCCGGUUGUCGUCCCUUUUUCUUGAGAAUGUUUCAUCAACAACCCAUUCAGAUGGAAGUUCAUGUUGUAUGGAACCUGAGGUUACCGAGUCCACUAACUGCACUGAAGGCAGUCCAGUUAUAUCGAAAAAUCAUGUCAUGGACACCCUUCUAAGAUACCUGACUGAGCCUCAACUGGCGUUGAAGUUCUUUAAAGAACAGAGUGGUUAUGUAGAUUGUAUUGAUGUUUUCUGUUUGUUGCUUCAUAUUCUAACACUCAACUCUCAGACUCGUAAAGCUGCUAGGAUUUUGCUCAAUAAUUAUCUUUUGAAAAAUUUGUGCGGUUCCCCAAUGGUGCUUAUGGAACGCCUGGCUGAAUUGGAGAAAAGGUACGAUCUGAGAUCAGAUCCUUGCGUUUAUAGUUAUUUGUUGAAUAGCUGUGUUAGAGCUAAUAAAAUAAGAAGUGCUGUUGAUUGUUUGAAAACAAUGUUUGAGCAUGAUGUGUAUCCUUGGGUUCCACAUAUAAAUAUCCUUCUGACGGCAAUGCUUAGAAGAGAUAUGAUUGAUGAAAUACAUGACCUACACGAUGAAAUGGUUAAAAGAGAAAUCUAUGGUGAUCGCUAUACAUUGCAUGUAUUAAUGCGUGCAUGUUUGAAAAAAGGGAAGCCUGAGGAGGCAGAGAAGUAUUAUGAACAGGCAUUGGAUAGAGGAGUGGAACUUGAUGCAGCAGCAUAUAGCAUAGUUAUUAAGGCUGCUUGUCAGAGGCCCUGCCUAGAUUUGGCACUGAAGCUAUUAAAGGUGAUGAAAGAUCUGGGAUGGACGCCAUCUGUGGGUACAUACACAUCUGUGAUUUGUGCUUGUGUGAAGAAGAGAAAUCUUGCAUGGGCAUUGAUACUAAAGGAAGAGAUGGUGAACAGUGGUAUACCAAUGAACAUAGUUGUUGCCACGAGUUUGAUGAAAGGGUUUUGUGUGAAAGGGGAUGUGGCUAGUGCAUUACACUUGUUUGAUGAGAUUAUUGAGGCUGGCCUCACUCCGAACAAGGUUACUUUCUCUGUCUUGAUUGGAUGGUGCUCAAAGAUUGGGACUAUGGAAAAGGCAUAUGAACUUUACUGCCAAAUGAAACUCAUGGGCAUCCAGCCCACUGCCUAUAUUAUUAGUGACCUCUCACGGGGAUUCUUGAAAGUGAAUUUGGUAGAAGAUGCAUAUAAAUUGUUUGAUGAGGCUGUUGAUAAUGGCAUUGCUAACGUAAUUACUUAUAAUAUCUUCUUAUCCUGGCUUUGUAAAAAGGGUAAGGUUGACGAGGCUAGUAACUUAUGGGAUAAGAUGAUGAACAAGGGUAUUGUACCAACACUAGUUUCCUACAACAUCAUGAUGCUUGGUUACUGUAGAAAGGGUUGCAUGGAUGGCGCACUUAAUUUGAUGAAUGAGAUUCUUAAAAUGGGUUUAAAACCAAAUGCCAUUACUAACACUAUCUUGAUUGAUGGUUUCUUCAAAAUAGGUGACUUUAAACAUGCGUUAGGUGUGUUUGGCCAGAUGGAGGCUGCAAAUAUUGCACCUGCAGACUUCACAUUCAAUACCAUUAUAAAUGGCAUGUGCAAAGUUGGCCGAAUGUCUGAGAUGAGGGAUAUGCUGAACAAGUUCGUUGAGAUGGGCUUUAUUCCUACUUCAAUCACUUAUAACAGCAUCAUAGGUGGAUAUGUCAAGAAAGGUGACAUAGAUUCAGCAAUGUCAACCUACAAGGAGAUGUGUGAAAAUGGAAUUUCUCCCACUUCUGUCACUUAUACCAGUUUAAUUGAUGGAUAUUGCAAAUACAGUAACAUUGACCUCGCUUUGAAAAUGCAUAAUGAGAUGAAAAACAAAGGGUUGAAAUUGGAUAUUAUUGCAUACAGUGCUCUCAUUGAUGGUUUCUGCAAAAGGCAAGAUAUGGAAAAUGCAAGCAAAUACUUCUCUGAACUUCUGGAGGCUGGUUUGCGUCCGAACAAAAUUGUUUAUAACAGCAUGAUUAGUGGCUUCAGAAAUUUGAAAAAUAUGGAUGCAGCAAUUGAAAUGCAGAAGAAAAUGAUAAGUGAGAAUAUUACAUGUGAUUUGCUGACAUACACUACCCUGAUUGAUGGAUUUCUUAAAGUGGGUAAAUUGAGUUUUGCUUUAGAUAUUUACUCAGAGAUGCGUUCCCAGGGCAUUCUGCCUGAUAUCAUAUUGUAUACUGUUUUGAUAAAUGGACUGUGUAAUGAAGGGCAGCUAGAGGAUGCUUGCAAGAUGUUAAAAGAAAUGGAUCGAAAUAAUAUAGCUCCUACAGUACUUGUUUAUAACACUUUAAUUGCUGGACAUUUUAGGAAGGGGAAUUUGCAAGAGGCUUUUAGACUGCAUGAUGAGAUGCUUGAUAGGGGUCUUAUUCCUGAUGACUCUACCUAUGAUAUUCUUGUAUGUGGAAAGUUAAAAGGAUCAUAUCUUCAAUGUGGGGUGUAAGUCUUGAAGAACCAUCAACUGGGCCAAUAUUCGUAGUUUUGGUGAUCAUAAGUUUCAUCCUCUAUUGGGACCCAAGUGCAAAGCGAGGGACUCGAGUCUCCCAUUGGAAGCAUGAGAUUUGGACGUGGGAUUUGUAGACUUUGUGCUUAUCAACCUUACAAGCUCGUUUUUGGGGUUUGAUUCUCUUAGAGUCCAAAGUUCCUAUCAAUUGGUAUCACAACCUUCCAUUAUGUCCCAGGUGCAGCCAUGUAGCACAAGUGAAUGAGUAAUGACAUUGAUAUUGUGUUAGCUGAGGGCUAGGAAGCUAGUGUUAAGCAGCGUGGAGGAAUGUUAGGAUUCAGUUGCAAGGUACGAGAUUUGAGUCUCAGUAUAAAAUUUUGAUACUUAGCUCAUGAGGUCAUUGUAUUUACCAAUCUCUAGUUAGCUUUUUGUUUGGUAUAGUUGGCCCAACAGUUUCCAUCAACCUGCACAAUGGAGAAUACAGGACUGCAGAUAUUUAACGAUAGAAAGGUUCAGGACACGGAUUCACAUUAAAAGAAUUAUACAUAAGCGUUUAUUUCACAGUGAACACUUUUCCCCCAACCCAUAUGAUGUUGACAUGAAUGUAUCAUAGAGAUUUAUAUUACUGUGUCCCAGGACUGCACGCAAGAUUGCUUGCAGUAUGCAGCAUUGUUAUUCUUGAAAUAUAAAAGUACAGCAGUUUUCAUUUUGGC